UAGAUUGAAUCAUUUAUUGAUAGAAGAUCUAGGAUCAGUGCAAACGAUCAAGAUCAAAGAGAAGAGGAGCUUUCAGUGUGAUAUCAUACUGAUUCUCGUACUAUGGAACUUCAGGAAAUGUUUCGUUACGGCUAUAUGUUUCCACCACGCGAGGAUGAAGUCGAAACAUGUACGUACUUGGAAUUACCGAAUUAUACCAAAACAAAGUCUGGCUUGCCUCCAGUGAGCACUUUGACUGUACCUCGUUGCGUGUUAUAUGAAAGUAACAGAAGCGACGGCUGGCACACUCCAAGCCCUACGGCGAGUGUACGAUCCGUCAGCCCUGCUACGACACUCUCGAUUUCUUCGGAACCAGAAAUUAAUAUAAUCGGGGGUCCCUCCUAUCGUCUUUUAUCCGGGACAGUGGAAGACCAAAGAUAUACAACCAAGAGAAUGGCUAAUAGUACUGGUUGUGUCGUGGUUGGAAAAACACGAUCCUCGCGUUUGGACACCGUAGAUCUUGGAGAAGAAUUGGAUGUGGAUGCUGAUGGGGAAGCUGAACACGAUAAAGCUCAGUCCUGUCGUGGAAGCGUCAUCAGCAACUCUAGUGGUCUUUCGGACAGAACAAUGGAUGCUGAUAGCGAAGACAAUGAAGAGACAAGCGACGGUCCUGAUUCAGCCGGUAAUCCUACUUCUUCUGGACGAGAUACAAGGAGACGAGGCAAAUACGUUAGCUCUACAACGGUUAGGAAACGAAGACUAGCUGCCAAUGCCAGAGAGAGAAGACGGAUGCAGAAUCUUAACAAAGCUUUCGAUAGGUUGAGAGCUUAUCUACCUUCGCUUGGAAAUGAUAGGCAAUUAUCCAAAUACGAAACUCUUCAAAUGGCACAAUCUUACAUCACGGCACUUUACGAUCUUUUACAAUAACGAUCAUUUGAUAGGAGUUGCUUCAUCUUGAAUCUCUUUUCGAAUUUUUAACAAAUCAGAUAUAUAUAAUAUCAAUCGAAUUAACCGAUAUACUUUGUGACAAACGAAAAUAUCAGUAUUAUCUUGAACAAUAGGGUAUCGAAUGAUAAUGAAUUGUUUUUGAAAACGAGAUCAUGCAGGCAGCAUUACGCGUACAACCUUUCUACAGAUAUCAAUCAUAUCCUCUGUAUAUACUAUCACCCACCGAUAACUUGUAUAUUUUGUACGAUAGUCUGACUAAUUAAGCGAUAAAUAAAACUAAUUAAACCUUGU
Molecule: messenger RNA, 1218 nt
Organism: Vespa crabro (European hornet)
Lineage: Eukaryota; Metazoa; Arthropoda; Insecta; Hymenoptera; Vespidae
Gene: ato
Product: protein atonal-like
Exons: 1
Coding region: 103-906 (267 amino acids)
Molecular function (GO): protein dimerization activity
Source: RefSeq, a predicted model, not a curated record